This is a messenger RNA of Saimiri boliviensis boliviensis (Bolivian squirrel monkey), 3977 nucleotides long. The record is from RefSeq and is a predicted model, not a curated record. Lineage: Eukaryota; Metazoa; Chordata; Mammalia; Primates; Cebidae.
CGUGAGGACCACCUCUUCUGACCACCUGCCCAGCUCAGAGGACCAGCUGGCAGAGAGGACGCUGCACUGCCCAUGAGGCCAGAGCUACAAGUUGCUUCUAGGAGUGGCUGUGGGCGGAGGCUGGCCGUUCUGAAGGUGGCUGGCGGUGGUUCUGAAGCGUGGCUCCCCCCUACCCCUUUAAUCUGAACAGUCAGGUUCAUGCCACUUGUUAAUUAGCUUUCGGUGGCACCAGGAGUCAUUUUCUGGGGAUAGGCACUUUGGCCGAAGUGUGAGAAGAAGGGGCAGAUCCUCUCUGUUGAUUUAAGGGUCUUCCUGGCUGGUGAAGCCCCUUCCAGACUUGAGGGCAGGGACCAGCGGUCCUCCGGGCUCAGAAGCGGGAAGAAUUGGGAGCCAAAACGCAGACCCCUCUGGUCAGCCCCAAGAGAAGCCUCGGUUUCCCCAGUGCGCCUUCCCCGGCACUCGCCUCGAGGUGGCUCGCCCGCGUUCGUUCCUGCAACUGCAGGGUCGGGAGCCCCUCUCCCGAGCCCAGCCCGCCGGGGGUCUUCCGGGGACACUUCGGAAAGACCUGCAGGACGGCUGGCCUGGAGCUCAGAGCCAGGGUGUGUGCCAUGGCCCCACAUUGGGCUGUCUGGCUGCUGGCAGCAGGGCUGUGGGGCCUGGGCAUCGGGGCUGAGGUGUGGUGGAACCUUGUGCCGCGGAAAACAGUGUUUUCUGGGGAACUGGCCACAGUGGUGCGGCGGUUCUCCCAGACGGGCAUCCAGGACUUCCUGACACUGACGCUGACGGAGCAGACUGGGCUUCUGUACGUGGGGGCCCGUGAGGCCCUGUUUGCCUUCAGCAUGGAGGCCCUGGAGCUGCAAGGAGCGAUCUCCUGGGAGGCCCCCGUGGAGAAGAAGACUGAGUGUAUGCAGAAAGGGAAGAACAACCAGACUGAGUGCUUCAACUUCAUCCGCUUCCUGCAGCCCUACAAUGCCUCCCACCUGUACGUCUGUGGCACCUAUGCCUUCCAGCCCAAGUGCACCUACAUUGACAUGCUCACCUUCACUUUGGAGCGUGGACAGAUUGAGGAUGGGAGGGGGAAGUGUCCCUAUGACCCAGCUAAAGGCCACACUGGCCUCCUUGUGGAUGGUGAGCUGUACUCGGCCACACUCAACAACUUCCUGGGCACAGAGCCCAUUAUCCUGCGUAACAUGGGGCCCCACCACCCUAUGAAGACAGAGUACCUGGCCUUUUGGCUCAACGAACCUCACUUUGUAGGCUCUGCUUACAUACCUGAGAGUGUGGGCAGCUUCACAGGGGACGACGACAAGGUCUACUUCUUCUUCAGGGAGAGGGCAGUGGAGUAUGACUGCUAUGCUGAGCAGGUGGUGGCUCGCGUGGCCCGUGUCUGCAAGGGCGAUAUGGGGGGUGCACGGACCCUGCAGAAGAAGUGGACCACGUUCCUGAAGGCACGGCUGGCAUGCUCUGCCCCAGACUGGCAGCUCUACUUCAACCAGCUGCAGGCAAUGCACACCCUGCAGGACACCUCUUGGCAUAACACCACCUUCUUUGGGGUUUUUAAGGCGCAAUGGGGUGACAUGUACCUGUCGGCCGUCUGUGAGUAUCAGUUGGAAGAGAUCCAGCGGGUGUUUGAGGGCCCCUACAAGGAGUACCAUGAGGAAGCCCAGAAGUGGGACCGCUAUACCGACCCUGUGCCCAGCCCUCGGCCUGGCUCGUGCAUCAAUAACUGGCACCGGCACCACGGCUACACUAGCUCCCUGGAGCUACCCGACAACAUCCUCAACUUCGUCAAGAAGCACCCGCUGUUGGAGGAGCAGGUGAGGCCUCGGUGGAGGCGCCCCCUGCUCGUGAAGAAGGGCACCAACUUCACCCAUUUGGUGGCUGACCGGGUUACAGGGCUUGAUGGAGCUACCUAUACAGUGCUGUUCAUUGGCACAGGAGACGGCUGGCUGCUCAAGGCCGUGAGCCUGGGGCCCUGGGUUCACCUGAUUGAGGAGCUGCAGCUGUUUGACCAGGAGCCAAUGAGAAGCCUGGUUCUGUCUCAGAGCAAGAAGCUGCUCUUUGCUGGCUCCCGCUCUCAGCUGGUGCAGCUGCCCCUGGCCAACUGCAUGAAGUACCGGUCCUGUGCAGACUGUGUCCUCGCCCGAGACCCCUAUUGCGCCUGGAGCGUCAACACCAGCCGCUGUGUGGCCGUGGAUGGCCACUCUGGUUCCCUGCUGAUCCAGCAUGUCAUGAUCUCGGACACCUCAGGCGUCUGUAACCUCCGUGGCAGUAAGAAAGUCAGGCCUACUCCCAAAAACAUCACGGUGGUGGCAGGCACAGACCUGGUGCUGCCCUGCCACCUCUCCUCCAACUUGGCCCGUGCACGCUGGACCUUUGGGGGCCGGGACCUGCCUGCGGAACAUCCCGGCUCCUUCCUCUACGAUGCCCGGCUCCAGGCCCUAGUUGUGAUGGCCGCCCAGCCCCGCCACGCUGGGGCCUACCACUGCUUUUCGGAGGAACAGGGGGAGCGGCUGGCUGCUGAAGGCUACCUUGUGGCUGUUGUGGCAGGUCCAUCAGUGACCUUGGAGGCCCGGGCUCCCCUGGAAAAUCUGGGGCUGGUGUGGCUGGCGGUGGUGGCCCUGGGAGCCGUGUGCCUGGUGCUGCUGCUGCUGGUGCUGUCACUGCGCCGGCGGCUGCGGGAAGAGCUGGAGAAAGGGGCCAAGGCUGCUGAGAGGACCCUGGUGUACCCUCUGGAGCUGCCCAAGGAGCCCACCAGUCCUCCCUUCCGGCCCUGUCCUGAACCAGAUGAGAAACUUUGGGAUCCUGUCGGUUACUACUAUUCAGAUGGCUCCCUUAAGAUAGUGCCUGGGCAUGCCCGGUGCCAGCCUGGUGGGGGGCCCCCUUCACCACCUCCAGGCAUCCCAGGCCAGCCUCUGCCUUCUCCAACUCGGCUUCACCUGGGGGGUGGGCGGAACUCUAAUGCCAAUGGUUACGUACGCUUACAACUAGGAGGGGAGGACCGGGGAGGGCUCGGGCACCCCCUGCCCGAGCUUGCGGAUGAACUGAGACGCAAACUGCAGCAACGCCAGACACUGCCCGACUCCAACCCCGAGGAGUCAUCAGUAUGAGGGGAACCCCCACCGCGUCAGCGGCAAGCGUGGGAGGUGCAGCUCCUACUUUUGCACAGGCACCAGCUACCUCAGGGACAUGGCACGGGCGCCUGCUCUGUCUGGGACAGACACUGCCCAGCACCCACCCGGCCAUGAGGACCUGCUCUGCUCAGCACGGGCACUGCCACUUGGUGUGGCUCACCAGGGCACCAGCCUCGCAGAAGGCAUCUUCCUCCUCUCUGUGAAUCACGGACACGCGGGACCCCAGCCGCCAAAACUUUUUAAGGCAGAAGUUUCAAGAUGUGGGUGUGUUUGUCUGUAUUUGCACGUGUGUUUGUGUGUAUGUGUGUGUGUGUGUGUGCACGUGUGUGCGUGCUGCAGCAUAGCCUUCCUGUUUCUGUCAAGUCUUCCCUUGGCCUGGGUCCUCCUGGUGAGUCAUUGGAGCUAUGAAGGGGAAGGGGUCGGAUCACUUUGCCUCUCCUACCCCCACUGUCCCGAGUGUCGGGCAGCAGUGUACAUAUGGGGGUGGGCAGGGUGCUGUGCCCCUUCACGGGGAGUUCAGGGCUCGGGGUGGGCCUAGUCCUGCUCCUAGGGCUGUGAAUGUUUUCAGGGUGGGGGGAGGGCGAUGAAGCCUCCUGUGUGUUUGGGGGGAAGGGUGGGUUCAGUGGUAUUUUAUACUUGCCCUCUUCCUGUACAGGGCUGAGAAAGGCUGUGUGAGGGGAGAGAAGAAAGAGGGUGGGCCUGCUGUGGACAUUGGCAUACCCUCUUCCAGCCCUAGGAGGAGGGCCUCCUAACGGUGUAACUUAUUGUGUCCCCGCGUAUUUAUUUGUUGUAAAUAUUUGAGUAUUUUUAUAUUGACAAAUAAAAAUGGAGAAAAUGAAACGA